AUGUUACAUGUGACCUUGGCUCCUGGCUUGGCUGGGGCUGGACUGCUCUCUCGUCCUCUCUCCCAGCACCUCACCUUCCCCCUGCUGUCGGUCACCCUCCUGGUGUCCUUUGGCUCCUCCAUGCUCUAUGGCUACAACCUGGCCGUGGUGAACUCGCCGGCUGUGCACAUAAAGGCUUUCUACAACACCACGUGGUCCCAGCGGUAUGGGCAUGGGCUGGACCCUGGCCCUCUGACCCUCCUCUACUCCCUGACUGUCUCCAUCUUUGCCCUGGGUGGGCUGGUGGGCUCCUUGCUGGUGGGGAUGCUGGUGGAGCGGUAUGGCAGGAAUGGUGCGCUGAGCCGCAGUGCUCUCCUCGUCCUCCUGGCCGGCGGUUUCAUGGGCUUCAGCCGGGAGUUGAGGUCCCCUGAGAUGGUGAUCAUUGGCCGCUCCAUCACAGGGCUACACUCAGGCAUCUGUCUUAGCGUGGUGCCUCUCUACCUGGGAGAAAUUGCCCCCAAGAACCUGCGGGGUUUCCUGGGCCUCAUGCCCAGCAUCUUCAUCUGUCUGGGGGUUUUCUUCGCGCAGGUCCUGGGUCUCCCAGAGCUGCUGGGUGAGGACAGGUUCUGGCCCCUUUUCCUGUCGGUGGUGGCCGUUCCUGCCUCCCUCCAGCUCCUGCUGCUGCGCUGCUUCCCCGAGAGUCCACGGUACCUGUUGAUAGAGAGGAACGAUGUCUGCGGGGCCACCAAGGCUCUGUGCCGGUUCCUGGGGACACCAGAUGUGCAGGAUGUGAUUGAGGAGAUGAAGGAGGAGCAACGGUUUCUCUCCUCUGUGGAGAUGAUCUCUGUCUGGCAGCUGCUGCGGGACCGCUCCAUCCGCUGGCAAACCCUCUCAGUGGUGGUGGUGAAUGCUGGCAUGCAGCUCUCGGGGAUCGAUGCCAUCUGGUUUUACACCAACACCAUCUUCCAAAACGCCGGAAUCCCUGUAUCCCAGAUCCCCUACACCACCGUGGGCACUGGCGCCAUUGAAGUUGUUGCUGGUCUGAUCGGGUGCUUCACCAUUGAGAAGCUGGGCCGGCGGCCCCUUAUCAUCACUGGCUUCUGCACCAUGGGCAUCUGCUUGGCUGGCAUCACCGUCUCUUUGCUGCUGCAGACCGCCCUGCCCUGGAUGCGCUACGUCAGCGUCGUCUGCAUGAUUGGCAUCAUCGCCGGCUUCUGCAUGGGACCAGCUGGCAUCCCCUUCCUGAUGACAGCCGAGCUCUUCACGCAGUCACACCGCCCAGCUGCCUACAUCAUGGGGGGGUCCCUCAACUGGAUCUGCAACUUCACCAUUGGCUUCAUCUUCCCCUUCUUGCAGAUGUCAGCUGGUGCCUUUUGCUACUUGGUUUUCUGCAGCAUCUGCCUGCUGGUGGCCCUGUACAUCUACCUCAUCAUCCCUGAGACCAAGAACAAAACCUUCAUGGAGAUCAGCCAUAGCUUUGCCACUCGCCGCUCUUUCCUCUCCAUCCCAGCCCACCUCACUGGGAUGGUGAAGCUUGAUGGCUAUGGGGCCUUGGAGAGCAGGGCCCUGGAGGGCUCAGUCUCCACCCUACCCUGAUCUGGGUGGGAUGGGGGGUUGGUGGGGGGCUGGGGAGGCAAGCAAGGCUCAAUUUUAUCAGACUCAAUCAGCUCUGGACCUCCCAAGACAUCUCACCAGGCUGCAGCCUGCAGCCAGGAUGAGCCCCAGUGAUGCACCAGGCUUGCACUGACAGCAUCACCCCAUGCUGGAAGAGAUGCCCUCCCAGAGAUGAGGGGACCUCCUGGGGGCAGGGGGCUCACAUCACUCCUGGGUAUGUGGACUUGCCAAGAGCUGCCCUGCACGAGGUGUUUAAUAAAGAGCAUUGCCUUCA
Molecule: messenger RNA, 1867 nt
Organism: Athene cunicularia (burrowing owl)
Lineage: Eukaryota; Metazoa; Chordata; Aves; Strigiformes; Strigidae
Product: solute carrier family 2, facilitated glucose transporter member 9-like
Exons: 11
Coding region: 1-1575 (524 amino acids)
Biological process (GO): monosaccharide transmembrane transport
Cellular component (GO): membrane
Molecular function (GO): hexose transmembrane transporter activity
Source: RefSeq, a predicted model, not a curated record